This is a messenger RNA of Schistocerca nitens (vagrant locust), 687 nucleotides long. RefSeq names its product synaptic vesicle glycoprotein 2A-like. Gene Ontology annotation, molecular function: transmembrane transporter activity. The transcript is spliced from 6 exons. The coding region runs from base 45 to 578 and encodes 177 amino acids. The record is from RefSeq and is a predicted model, not a curated record. Gene Ontology annotation, biological process: transmembrane transport. NCBI's taxonomy places the organism in Eukaryota, Metazoa, Arthropoda, Insecta, Orthoptera, Acrididae.
CAGAGUUGUACCAAUUGCCAGUCAGAUAUUUUUACUGGAAGAUAAUGACACCCACUACACUGGAAGCUGCUGGUAGCAGCUCUGAUUUUGAGACCUGCAUUAAGUUGACUGGUUUCGGGAAAUACAAUUAUUUGAUACUUAUUGUGUCACUGAUGGCAUCACUAGCUCAGCAGUUAAGCAUAUCAGCAAUUUCAUACAUUCUACCAUCUGCAGAAUGUGAGCUUCAACUUUCCCCUGAAGACAAAGGGACUCUCAAUGCAACAGGUUACAUUGGAAUGAUUCUGAGUGCAUACGUGUGGGGAUUUUUAUCAGACACAGUUGGAAGACGUAGGCUUCUAGUAUUUGGUUACUUAUUUGAUGGAGUAUGUAACUUGACUGGAAGCUUUGCUCAAAGUUAUUGGUUUCUUUUUGCAUUUAAAUUGCUGAAUGGAGUAAUAAUGUGUGGACCUCUUUCUGUUCAAAGAACAUAUGAAGCAGAGUUCCACAGUGUUAAAUAUAGAGGAAAACAAAAUUUGUUGGCUGGUAUUUUUAUGUCACUUGCUAAUAUUGUGAUACCAGUUACCCUCAAGAUGUGGUGAUGUGGUUAUCGCUACCGGUUCGAAUCCCGGCCGGUGACCAACAUACUUGAUUGGAGUUUCUUUCCUAUCCCUUGACCUAAUAACUCCUCAUGCAUCCAAAACAAUUGCA